This is a messenger RNA of Schistosoma margrebowiei, 1117 nucleotides long. The record is from the annotation of a GenBank genome assembly. Lineage: Eukaryota; Metazoa; Platyhelminthes; Trematoda; Strigeidida; Schistosomatidae.
AUUAUCAUCAUCACAUUUAUAGAGAGAAAUUUGUUUUUAAUAAAAGUUUGUUAAGGUAGAUUGGUGGAAAUUUCAAUUAUGUAUAUGUUGCUUAUCCUUUAUGAUUAAUUUUAUGAUAAAUCUACUUUUAUAAUCAUCCUAAUACAAUAAAUAGAUGCACAAUAAACAAAACUCAAUGCUUGUUAUACCGUAUAUAUAUAUAGAAGUUUACACGUGAAUAAUAGAAAUUACUCCUUAUGGAUUUAGUAUUAAUAUAAUUUGUUGGCAAACUGUUUCAUAUCAGUUUCAAAUGACUGAACAAGGAAUUUUGCAUGCGUUUUCAUUAAUUGAUACUGACAAUGAUGGGAUAAUUACAACUGAAGAUCUUGAAAGAUAUUCUAUGAAAAGCACAGUGGCAGAUGAUUUUGUCUCAAAAUGGAGAAAGUUAUUUGAUGAGGACAAUACUGGUGAAAUAACAUUUAUUCAUUUUUGUGAUGUUCUUGGUAUCAGCAAAAAGAAAAGAGACGAAAUACUUAAAGAAAGAAACAUAGUAAUUCCAGAUUCAAUACCUAAACCAAUCGUCUACUCAAGCAACCUAAAUCCAGAGAUGCAGCAGAAAAUAUUGAGAAUUAUAAAAUAUGGAUGGAAUAAACAAAAUGAUCAUUCCAAUUUAUAUGAAAUAACUGUACAAUGUGAUCGUGAAUUCGGUUCACGUUGGAGAGGACGUGUUAUCAACAAUACACAACCAAUAAAAGAAGCAGUUAAGGGAAAAUAUCUGGUGUUCAGUUGUGAUAAUGGAAAAACCAUAUGGUGCCUUUGGUUAGGAAAUGAUGAAAAAGACAGAUCCGUAGGAUGUUGUUGCUGUUAAUUCGUUGUAAUUUUAAAAAGACUUCAUUCUUGUUUUAUUUAAUUAUCUUAAACUAUUGUUAUAAUGCAAUAUACUUUUGUGUUAACUUCAACUCUUACGUAAUAAAAAGUUGUAUUCACAUAUACUAAUGUUAUUCUAGUGACAUCAUGGACCAAAACCAACCAUGUUAUAAAUCAUUUUCUUCUUCUAGUUAAAAUAAAUUAUGUGUCACUUUUUUUCACUUUUAAAGAAAUUUUGUUGAUUAUAAUAAUAGACUAUUUUAUUAAUUAA